UUAGAAGGAAGGAUUCGUAUUAUUUGUCGUCAAAAGAAAACAGUAAACCUGAGCCGCAAAGCUAUCUGCUAGGGUGUCAUGGCGGACAGGGUUUCCUUCGUCAAUAAAGCCCGAUAGCCUCACUACAGCUUUAACCACAGCAGAAAAUCAUAGCUAAGCAUAUUAACACCUUUUCAUGAGUAUAGGUUGCUAUGGGUGCCAGUUCCUCUUGUCUCGUUGCCUCGGUUUCACCGCUCAGCCCACUUCAAGGCACCGAAAGCGAAGCCGGCGUGCGUGACAAGCUUGUUCAGAGUCCUGGGUUGCUGUCCAAACCCGUCGCUGGGCUUCGAGUCCUGCUUGGAGGAGGGGCGCAAACAUGGCUUCACGUCGCUUGCGAAAGAGUGCAAUUGCAGGUUGUGCAGCAAAUGUUCGAAUUCCUAUCGGCGAGCGACACUCCUAUUGUACGGGAGGCGCUGAAACCCUACUGCCGCCGUAUGGGAAUUCCGCUGCCAGGCUGUGUUAGGGAAGGUGUUCGGUUGGCAGCAAGCAUGUGCAACUCGAAUGGCCAAACCCCAAUUAUGCUGGCUUGUGCUGCCUGCUGCCCGGAUCUGGCGAAGUUCCUUCUGGAGCAGGGUGCGAGUGUUUGGGCAGUUGACUUGUGCGGUUGCCGUACCGCCCUGCAUUACGCAGCCAUCUCGGGGUCAGCGGACUGCGUGGCAGCGCUGCUGGAGAGCGUCCCCUCUGGCGCAUGGUUCAUCAACGCUCGUUGCUUGCGUGGACUCACCGCCCUGCACUACGCCAUCCUCCAUGGGCAUCAUGAGGUGCUUCGGGAGUUGUUGCGGCAUGACCCGGACCUCAAUGUCGCCACAAGUGCCGCCGGUAACUGCAGCUACUACAGCGGCCCCAAAGACCCAUGGGUCAGCGGCCUGGAGGAGUGCGAGCCGCAUUCCACGCCGCUGCAUCUGGCGGCGGCACGAGGCGAUGCAGUUGCUGUUCGGGAGCUGCUGCUGCACUUUGCGAGCCGCGAGGGAUUCGGGCGCCAUGCAACAGCCACAUCAACAGCUGACCCCCGCCUGACCCGCACAGCAUCCGGUCGGCAGCCCUGGCAGCUGGCACUUCCAAGGUAUCCGGAGCUGGGUCGGGAGCUGGUGGUGGCCUUGCACCCCUCGCAGCCGCUGCCCCCCAGCAUCCUAGCCGGGGUUGGAGGCAGCACCGCCGCCACCCCUGCCGUCCCAAUCCGUGCCACAGGCACCGGCAGCAGCUCCAAUGGUGACAGCAACUAUCAGGCUGAUGCUGGGCCGCCGUCGCUGGCUGCAAUAGCGGCGGCGGCGCUGAAGCAGAAGCUGUUGGCGUCGCUGGCGGCGGUGGAGGUGGCGGAGAGGAAGGCCGCAGCGGAGGCGGAGGCGGCGCGGGUGCUGACGUCAGCACCAGUGCCGCCGCGACGGCACCUGAGUGGCUGCCGUACAAUGGACUCCUCCUCCUCCUCCUCCGCCGCCGCCGCCGCCGCCGCCGCCGCCGCCGCCGCUGCUACCGUCGCCAGCCGGGGCUCACGUCGUGCCGCUACGGUCACGGGCUAUUACGUGAGUGCAGCCGGUCAGGCUGAGAGGGACUUGCUGGACGAGUCAAGCCGAUUUCGCUGCGCCUCCUUGCGUGGCAUGAUACCAGCGGCAGGGCCGCCGCUACCGCCCUCAUCGUCAGCCAUGCCCCGGCCGUCAAUGCCAUCUGCACUGCAAGCCCCAACCAUAUCCGGCUUCUUCGUCACCCCCCUCGAUGCCGGAACCCUGGAUUCCCCGUUCUUAACAGCAGCCACCAGCGAACCACACCCCUUUGGGGUUCUGGGCGAAGAAAGCCUCAUCUUGGAACCUGGAUACAGCAGCGGUGCUGCAAAUAGCAACGUCAGCUUCUGCUCCUGCUCCGGGCCUGCCUGCGUGACGCUAUACCGCCCAGAAACCGACACUACUGCUGCUGCUGCCAGCGCAGCAACGCCAGCAAGUUGCGGCACGGCACGGUCUUACUUGCCCGCUGCUGCCGCCGGGCUGCCAUCUGGAAUGCCAGAGGUGACAGCAUAUGGCAGCUCGUGCUGCCCCCAAACUCCAACUACAGCUGGCCGCAUGCGGCUUAGCGUCACAGGGGUGACCCUUGGAUUUGAACCGCUGGCUUCAAACGAAACAUUGCCAUGCACGAUGUGGCAGCCGUGCGGCAGCAAACGCAUCCCCUCGCCAGGGCCCAGCGGUGGCAGCGGCCGCGGCACCGGCAAAGGCCGUGGGCAAGCGAGCCUCCGCAUCUUAAACAUGCUGGAGGACGAGAUCGAGGAUGAUGUCGGCAUGCAGCAAAAGGAUGUGGACGACGACGCGGAGGACGACGGCAUCUGCAGCGUGUGUUUUGCUCGUCCCGAGGCCGCCGCCCCCGCCACGUGUCAUCACGGCAUCUGCAGCGUGUGUGCGGGGGAGCUGUGUCGUGCGGUGAGCAGCCGGCCGCUGCUGUGCCCCUUCUGCAGGCAGCCAGUCACGGACUUUGUGCGCGUGGCGGCGCCGGCGGGAGGGGCAGCAGGAGGCAGGCGCGGCAAGGAGAGGGUACUGGAGCUGUGACCGCGGCAAUCACCCACGCCAGCAGCUGUAGCAAGCGUUGUUGCAGCUGCAGCGGCGACCGUAAGCGUGAUGUAAGAAACGCAAUUGUUGUGGUAGGCCGGGCUUAGCAGUUGUGGUAACUGCGGUCAACGUACUUGGGCGCAACUGAAAACCUCAAAAUAGGAUUUGCCAACUGUUAAAUGGGAGUGCUGUGAUGGAGCUGGUUAAAGGCGACGGACACGGCCGCAUUGACGGUCACGGUCGCUCCUGCUUAUGUUACAAUUGUAGGAAGUACAUGGCGCGCAUUAACUACGGUUGUGAUGGUGGAAAGCACUAUUGACAUAAGGGUUGAGGGACGGUACCGGAGCAGGGGCAACGUCGUGACGGGGUUGAGGUUGAGAUAUUGUCGAAACUGAGCUUGUUACCCUUUGGUGAUCAGAAGGUUGUUCCGCAUGGCAUUACUGCAUAGGCAACAUGAUUCCGCAAUGACAUGUUUCUGAUGCGUCGUAUAGCUACUGUAUUCCGCUGCUGUUUGGCAAUCUGAAUUGGGUCGACAGGAUUAGCCGCCAAUCCAGUUGCCAUGGUCACUGCUUUUGCGACGGCGGGUGGUACAAUCUAGCUUGUCCCUAUCUACAUGCUGUUAUUGUAUGUUUUUCGCAACGUUUUGUUUUGUCGGAAAGUCAUGUUAUCCGGUGUCUCCGUUGCCCUACACCGUUAUAGCAUCUCUGGGUAUUGCUGUCGCAUCCUCUGACCACUGGGCCGCUUUACUUGAUGGGAGACUGCCCUACUUAGGGGCUGGUAUUGCACUUUCCUUGCAUGCACGUGGGGGGUCAAAACCUGCCUUCUUAUUACGGUUACGGUAGUUGGGUGCCCGUUGUACUCUGAGCCAAGAAGGACACUGUGUGCGUUUAUUAAACAUUCCUAGUCGCUGCCGAUGGUCAAGGGGCUUAUGGUCUGUAGCAGCUGUGCUACAUCUGGAGCGAGCAGCAGAAAUCCAUUGUCCACCAUUGUCUUGUGUGUUGUAAAAUGGCUUCGAUGAUAUUUCAUAUUAUUUAUCCUAACGCGGUAUGAAGCGCACUUAUGUGCUUGUGUCGUUACCGGUGCAUACUUAUCUGCUGGAAAAGGGUUGUUUUGGAGGGACGUCUGGGGGAGUUUUUCCCUCCGUAAUGCAAGGUAGAGUUCAGGCCUCUUUCCGUGCGUGAUCGAGAUGGCUUCAUGGGGCUUCAUGCCGCCAAAACCAGUACGCAACCAAUGUUGGCUUCUGCAAAAAAUUGUGAAGGCGCAUGCCGCCACUCUUGAUGUUCAGUAAUACUAUCAUGUUUUCGCCAUGUGCGUGUGGUACAAUAAUAUAGUUGCAGUAGCCAUGUCAUCCUGGUGUUAGCCCGUUUUGGCUGGUAACCAUGCAUGCCAGGGCUGUAUGUACCUGGUGCAUUGCUGCCUGGUUGUUGGCGGUCACGGCUGCCAGGGCCUCCUUAAUAGUGCAAUGGCCUGGAUGAGCAAAUGCUAUGUUGUCUACUGUAUAUCAUCACAGCUAUCCGGAUGGUUUACCGGAAGUUUGGGUUCGCGCAGAUGAUGGGAGUAGCACCCUGGUACAUGUAUGGAGUCAUCAUGGCCAUGUAGGCCCCAUCCUUACGGUCAAAGGAGUACGUGUCAAAGGAGUACAUUACAAGCAUACAACCUAAAUUCUUCCUUUUAUCCCGGAAUACCUACUUAGCUUCUUCCACUUUACCCAGGCUUUACCCACUUAUAUCCUUGCUGAGACACCGCGCUCUAUUCCAGAUAUACC
This is a messenger RNA of Astrephomene gubernaculifera, 4332 nucleotides long. The record is from the annotation of a GenBank genome assembly. Lineage: Eukaryota; Viridiplantae; Chlorophyta; Chlorophyceae; Chlamydomonadales; Astrephomenaceae.